ACCAAAUUCGGUUCAGUGCAAUUUAGCCUCGAUUUCAAAUCACAGAAUUCAGGACUAUAAUGUUUAAGAGCUACCAGCAUGAUGUAGUUGUACAUCCUUCGCUAGACUGAGUGGCGCUUGUUCAAUAUAUUGAUGCAAAGGGAGUCCCUUGCAUCAGAUGAAACCAAUAUGAGAUGGAGUAUCCGUAGAGCAGAUCAUCAUCAUUUAACUCAGGAGAUCUUCAUAGACCUGGUUCUGCAGGGACCAUUAAGGCCAUUGAGAGGAACUGAUAAGGCCAUAGAGUGGUACCUUUAAGGCCACUAAGAGGUACUGAUAAGGACAUAGAGUGGUACCUUUAAGGCCAUAGAGUAGUACCUUUAAGGCCACUUAGAAGUACUGUUAAGGCCAUACCCACAUAACCACACAAGGGCACAUGAUGCGUUUCGCACCAGCCAAAGUAUUGAAAUCCAUCCUUUCAGGAGGAAUAGUUGUAUUAUUGAUAGUAAACAUUCAACUUUUAUACUGGAGCGGCAGUGGACCAAGGAAUGGCCGACUACGCGACACAGACGGCUAUAACGAAGCCAAGUCCCAAAUGGACAUACUUAUUUCUACUAGCACUAAACGCCAAGUACAGUUUAACAAACGUCCAAAAAGUGAAGUCCCAAUGGAAUCAAAUCCUCUAAAUCAUAUCCUUGAUGAUUUGGAUCAUAUAGAUAUGACACAUUUGCUCAAUCACCUUCAAGGACAAAUUCUGGAUACUUCUGAUAAAGAAGCCUUGCAGCGGACCAUUACAUUGAUAAAUCGUAACCAGACAAUUCUCAAUGCUGAAAAAUUCCAUUUUCAAAUCAGCAAAGAGACGGUAGUGAUUGUAGUACAGGUUCACAACAGAUUGGAGUAUUUAUUACAUCUAUUGAAUUCACUACGUAAUGUGCCAAAUGUUCACCGUGUUCUGCUAGUCAUCAGCCACGACUAUUACUCAAAUGAAGUGAAUGCCAUUGUUCAUUCGAUAAAUUUUUGUCCUGUGAUCCAGAUAUUCCUGCCAUAUACUAUACAGCUCUACUCAAACUCAUUCCCUGGCGAUGACCCAAAUGAUUGUCCACGAGAUAUUAAAAAAGAAGAAGCAUUAAAGAGAAAAUGCAACAAUGCUGAAUAUCCUGACAAAUAUGGUCAUUACAGGGAAUCGAAAUACUGCCAGAUUAAGCACCAUUGGAUAUGGAAGGCGAAGUAUGUCUUUGAAGACCUGCGUGUCACCCGCAACCACAGUGGACUUGUAUUGUUCUUAGAGGAAGACCACAUGGUUGUAGAUGACCUCUUGGUAGUUAUGAAACAGCUACAAGAUAUGAGGAUCAAACGCUGCCCCGACUGUGAUAUUUUAACAUUAGGAAACUAUGACAAAAACAUUAAUUAUGCAGCCUCUUCUGCAAGGGUUGAAACCAGUUUAUGGGUGUCAUCCAAACAUAACAUGGGGAUGGCCCUUACAAAAAAUGUAUGGAACAAAAUUAGCAGCUGUGCAAAAGAUUUCUGCGAGUUCGAUGACUAUAACUGGGAUUGGACAUUGCAGUAUGUAGGCAUGAAGUGUAUGCCGUCACCACUUAAAGUUCUAUAUGUGAAAUCCCCGAGAGUCUACCAUAUAGGAGAAUGUGGUACACACGCUAAACACAAAAUAUGUAAUCCAAGGGAUCGUGUAAAUCAAAUUAACACUCUACUGAAAAAUAACGAACAAUUCCUAUUUCCUGAUACACUCACUUUUAGCCUGAGUCCAGUUCCUAAAAUCCGUCUGCCAAAGCCAAAUGGAGGUUGGGGAGAUAAGCGGGACAGAGAUCUUUGUCGUGAUAUUAUCGCUGGGUUUAAACCUAAUUUCACAAGACAAAAAAUACAUUAGCAAUAAUUGAAGAUUGUGUAUUACAGGGGCAAAUGAUAUCAAAGUACUGUUUUCACUUCAUUUCAUCAGUGGUGGUUAAUCAAUGAUAUUAUUUGAGAAAUAUCUCAUUGGGUCCAAUGAAUGUAAGUGAGACAUUCGCCAUUAUUAUAUCACUGUCGAGCUUGCAAUUAAAUGAUUGGUCAAAACUGGGUCACA
Messenger RNA from Owenia fusiformis, 2056 nucleotides. The record is from the annotation of a GenBank genome assembly. NCBI's taxonomy places the organism in Eukaryota, Metazoa, Annelida, Polychaeta, Sabellida, Oweniidae.